Molecule: messenger RNA, 2976 nt
Organism: Exophiala oligosperma
Lineage: Eukaryota; Fungi; Ascomycota; Eurotiomycetes; Chaetothyriales; Herpotrichiellaceae
Exons: 6
Coding region: 1-2976 (991 amino acids)
Biological process (GO): DNA-templated transcription
Molecular function (GO): DNA binding; zinc ion binding
Source: RefSeq, a predicted model, not a curated record
AUGCGAUUGAUCAACGUUCGGUCUUUCGACAUAGUUCAGUUCUCGGACGCGACAAGAAGACCGCCUUAUGCCAUUUUGUCACAUAGAUGGACGUCCGAAGAGAUCUCUUAUCGGGAUCUGGUCUUUCGAAAGGAUGAAUUUCUUCGAUGCGAGGCUGAGACGUCGGCUGGGUGGAUGAAAAUGCAACAAUUCUGCAGGCUAGCCAACCAAGAAGGAUACGAAUGGGUUUGGGUAGAUACUUGCAGUAUAGAUAAGAGCAGCUCUGCUGAGCUUUCAGAGGCCAUCAAUUCCAUGUUUGAAUGGUACCAUGAUGCUCAAUGCUGCUACGUCUACCUUCAUGAUGUGUCAGUACUGCCCAGCCCAAGGGAAAGCACGAAUCGCCCACCCGGCUCCGAGUCGUUCUCGACCAGCGAGUGGUUUUCCAGAGGAUGGACACUUCAAGAACUGGUUGCACCGAGGGAACUGCGGUUUGUCAACAAGCAAUGGCAAUUGUCCCCUGAGACUAGGAAGUCUCUUGCAGCCGACCUAUCAAAAAUCACGGGCAUUCGAAUCGCUCACCUCCGCGAUGGUUUCCAAGGUGCGAGCAUAGCAGAGAUCAUGUCUUGGGCGUCCUCGCGAAGGACGACAAGAAUAGAGGAUACAGCAUACUGUCUCAUGGGACUUUUCCAGGUGAACAUGCCUCUGCUGUACGGUGAGGGACCGAGAGCAUUCUUGAGGCUUCAACUAGAGAUCAUCAAACAGUCAGAUGAUGAGACAAUUUUUGCCUGGCACUCACAGUGUCAGCUGCAAGCACGUACUGGUUGGACGGGCCUGUUGGCAGUAUCUCCGCUGGACUUCAGAAACUGUCGUUUCAUCUAUCCUGCGACCUUCGACCGGGCCAGAGGCCCGUACGCAAUGACAAACCAAGGGCUACGCUUCGAAGUCCUCUUACAACGAGACUCACAGUCUUUCUUGUUGCCUCUGAACUGCACUGAUAUUCCAUACAACCCCGCAAACCCUCCUCAGCCGCAGCGGUUUUGUAUGCUCCGUCUCGAAAAUUCUUGGAAAAUGGGGUUUUAUGGCAGGAAUGCAAUCAACAUCAGCGCCACAGCGGGUCUCACAGAGGACCCCGAGAUCCUGCCGGCAGUGCUCUCAGCGAAAAAUGCGCUGCUCGAAAGAGAUCCCCUGCACGAACUGUCUGAAGCGUGGAGGCGCUUGAACAAUACCGCCAGCAACGAAAGACAAUUCUACCAUGAUAGACCGACGUCGCCAGUAACACUGAAUCAGGUCGAGGGCGCAGACACCUGUCUCCACGAGGAUUCACCGGAUGCUGCGACUCUCUCUUCCGGUCAUCAACGUCGAGAGCCAGGCUCAGAGACCUUCGGCGUCCUGGAGAGUCUGGCCUGGGGACGGUACAGCAACACUGCACAAUCGACGAAUUCGAGACGCCCUGCGAGUUAUGAAACCAGCGAGGACUGCCCGAAUCUCCUCCCGCUGCAACAAGAAAAUGCUAUACUUGCAUUUCAAAAGGACGAGAUUGCAUGGAUGCACAACGUCCUUCACAUACCAACAUUUAUCGAAGAAUGGGAACAAAGGCGACAACAACCUAGAGAUAGGUGGACCGCCAUGGACGCCUUGUAUUUUGCCCUGAUGGCUACAGGACUAUAUUACAUGUCUUCGGAUCAGCAUGAACAGAUUGGCAUUCGAGCCGGCUAUAGGUUAAGCGAAAAGCUUUACCACAAAGCUAUCAUGGUCCUCGACUUGGCGGACUUCAUGUUAGAGCAUUCCAUAUACUCAAUACAGGCCAUCUGUGUCUUUCUACCGUGCGCUUAUGGCUUUGGAGAAUACAAACGUGCCUUGGUAUUACUGUCUGCCGCUACAAACAUUGCUCAAUGCAUGCAACUCCAUCGUCUGGACUCCAGCAGCGGACCGUCUAUUGGCAACACAACAGAUCAAGCUCUCCAACUGGAAAUCAAGAGGCGUAUUUGGUGUUUCCUUGUCAUCCAGGACACGUAUUUAAUAGCCGCCAAAAAGACCUACAAUAUUCUUCUGGAACACUGCACGACGAGCCUCCCGGCUCAUUUCGAAGAACCUGUCAGCAUGUCGACCGGUGAAGAAUUGAACGUGUUGCCCUUGGAAAGUGUGACUCAAAACAGCUAUAUACUCCUUCACUAUCAUCUAUCAAGAGUUCUCCGGGCUUUACAUUCUAGAACCCGUCCCGCUCCUACAGAGCGUCCCAGUCUGGACAGAUUAUACCAGAGAGUUCUGGAGGCCGAUGAACAGCUGACCGAGUUCAUGGAGCUUGCUCCGUCCUGGGUCAAGCUUGACCAUCAACACAAUUCUGAUGGCGACACUCCCUCGCCGACCUCUCGAAUGGCCAGUUCACAGCGUCGAACAUUUCAAAUUGCUUUCCUACACAUACGGUCCAAGAUACAUCAGCCUUUCUACUGCCGGGCCUUCACUGACAAACGCUUCUACUACUCGAAAGCAACAUCUCUGGACUCUGCUCGAACCUUGCUCAAAAUCUUUGCUGAGCCUGCCGACCAAACCCUUCCCGCCAUGUGGACAAUGACAUCCCAUAUCGUUUCCGCGUGCAUUACCAUCGGGAUUCACUUGCUGUUCCCCGAGCAUUCGAGCAACAUCCGCGGCUCCUGGGAGAGAGCCAACAUUGAAUCGGCGGACAGGGCGCUCGUGAAUUCUUGCAUGACUAUUUUGAGCCUGUCCGAGAGGCCAUGCAGCGUCGUGAAAAGGGGGGUAAAGAUGCUAACCCAUCUUUUCAACCAACAAAACAAGCAAACGCCUUCCAACAUGAUCAUAGACCGUGAGAGGGUCGAAAGCAUCUUGCAAGAAAAUGAAACCCCGCCCUCUGAAGAGGCAGAAGAUCAAGAACGGCUGAGCAUAUCUGCCUUUGAGCACGAGCUGGACGAAGUGGUUGGCAGUUUUGAACUGUAUACGAAUAACCAAGGGUACUAUCCAGAGGAUUUUGCUGCCACAUGA